Molecule: messenger RNA, 432 nt
Organism: Chenopodium quinoa (quinoa)
Lineage: Eukaryota; Viridiplantae; Streptophyta; Magnoliopsida; Caryophyllales; Amaranthaceae
Exons: 1
Coding region: 1-432 (143 amino acids)
Molecular function (GO): zinc ion binding
Source: RefSeq, a predicted model, not a curated record
AUGUCAAGGCUAAGUCAUGGCUAUGUUCUUGGGAGUCCUUUAAGGUGUCAUUGUGGACUGCUAGUGUCCAAGAGCAGGGGUUGGACUAAAAAAAAUCCUGGAAGAAGGUUCAUAGCCUGCUUAGAUUAUGAUGCAGAAACUGAGAGAAGGGGAUGUAAAUUCUUUAGGUGGCUGGAUAGGGAAGAGCCAACAAAUUGGCAAACUCGAGUAAUCCUAGGAUUGAUGGAGGAUAAAGAGAAGUUAAAAAAUGAAUUGAUUUCAAUGAGAAGGGAACUUACUGAAGCUAACCAUGUCUGUAGGAAAGCAAAGGCUGAGUACACUAUGUUGAAGAUGAAAAGGGCUGCAAAAAUGAAAGUUGGGUUUAGUUGUCAAAUGUGGGUAGUUGUUCUAGUCCUGCUACCUUUGUUUGUUAUCUACUAUGUAAGGCAGUAA